Messenger RNA from Rhinocladiella mackenziei CBS 650.93, 810 nucleotides. RefSeq lists its product as uncharacterized. Lineage: Eukaryota; Fungi; Ascomycota; Eurotiomycetes; Chaetothyriales; Herpotrichiellaceae. Bases 1 to 810 code for a protein of 269 amino acids. The transcript is spliced from 2 exons. The record is from RefSeq and is a predicted model, not a curated record. Gene Ontology annotation, cellular component: mitochondrion.
AUGUCUGCGCGUCAUCUCGGAAGGCCAUGUCUCUCCUUCCGGAGAUACCAGGCGCCAUGCAGGCACUGGUCGAGCUCCUCACGUCGACGAGCUGGUCAUAGCAGAUGGACCAAGAUCAGGCAUGACAAGGGCAACAAUGAUAAAGUGAAGGCUAAGGCCAGGACACAGUUGUCCCAUGACAUUAUUAUUGCCACCAAGUUUGGCGGCCCCGAUCCUACCUUCAACUCCAAACUUGCCAUUGCGAUUGCAAACGCCAAAAAGGGCCAACUCUCCAAGACGUCAAUUGAACAUGCCAUUGCGAAGGGCCAGGGCAAAUCUCCCACAGGCCAGGAACUUGAAACCAUUACAAUCGAAGCAUUGUUGCCGCAUGGCGUCGCCGCCAUCAUCGAAUGUCAAACCGACAACAAAGCAAGAACGCUUUCUGACAUACGCUUGAUCGUCAAUCGAGCUGGUGGGACCAUUACUCCGACCAUGUUCCUGUUUGAAAAGAAAGGGAUAGUUACAUUUGAAGAGCAAGACCAAAUCAAGCCUGAUGAUGCCUUAGACGAGGCCAUUGACGCCGGUGCCCUCGAUAUUAUUUCGGACGAGAACAAGUUGGUGGUUGAAACAUCACCGACUGAUAUAAUGGCGGUUACUCUGAGGCUGCAGGAGCGAUUAGGUCUCCGCGUUGAAAAGUCGGAAGUCGUCUACGUGCCCCAUGAGGAGUCAAUGGUAACCUUGUCGGAGGAACAAGAGCAAGAGCUACAGAAAAUACUCGACACGAUAGAAGAAGAUCCGAGUUCUCAAAAUCUGUACAUCAAUGCUGCGUAA